UCCUGCUGGAGCAAACUGUAGAAUUACUUCCUCGAGCAAAAAACCCACGUCCCAGGAUUUGUGAAGCGGUUUAUAAAAGAAGCAACGGUAAACCAGAAUUUUGGCGGGAGACGAAGCUCAAUUAAUUUGAGGCCUUUUUUUGUGCCCUAAUUUGUUGAACAAAUGAAGAAGACAGAGUGAGAAUGUCCAUUUUAAUGGUGGGAGGUCACUUUGGUUUCAGUUUCUUCUUCAUUUUUGCCCUGAUUUUUCUUUCUUCUCUCUUUGACAUCAGAGCUCAAGGGCCUUCAGUUAAUACUAUAAAGAAGCUUUCCAACCCUCUUGUUGGUGAUGAUGGAAGAGUUUACACAUGUAUGGAAAAUAACUUUAUUGCAUUCGAAAGCAAUGGUUCCGUUGCAUGGACAACUCGGCUUAAUCAUACUUGCCAUGAGGAUUUAUCUCCGGUUCGUGAUGCUACAGGAAAGAUAUAUGUGGUUGCCGAAAAUCAGGUUGUGGUAAUUAGCCCCCCAAGCAAUAGGACCUCCCAAACCUUUGCAGAAGAUUUUUUUAAUGAUGAGCAGUCGUCAAAUGAGAUAAUUGGGCUUGCAAUAAGUUUUUGGGGUUCAUCUUUAUUUAUUAAUAUAAAAAUGCUUGGUCUUUUUGCAUUCAUGAUUGAUGGCACCUCUCUGUGGAGUGUUGGACCUGUGUUGCAUCAAUCAGGUUAUCCUCAAGGCUGCAAAAGCAAUGAGACAUCUUGCUAUUUUGCCUCAACCCCUGUUGUUGAUCAAUGUGAAGGAAGUGUUUAUAUCACAAAUUCAGAAGGACAAGUGUAUUCCUUUUCUGCUUUGAAGCCAUACAUCAAUUGGAUCCAAGAUUUUAGCACUAUAGACAAACUUAUCACUGUAACAUCUGGAAACAAUGGUCGUGUAUAUCUUGCAUUCCCAAGAAGGGCAAUUUUGAUGGCAUUGGAUGCUACUAAUGGAUACAUUUUAUGGGAAGAAACAAUUGGUCCAUUAAGAACCCAGGAUUGCUCUCCUGUUGUCGAUUCUUCAGGGUGGGUGUCUAUUGGCUCACUGGAUGGAUUUGUGUACGUUGUAUCACCAACUGGUGUUAUCAAGAAGCAUCUAGAAGAAACUGCCCCUAAUGCAGUGGUUCAAGUGAAUCCUAUCCUUGAUUGCUCUGGACGUGCAGUUUAUGUUGCACAAUUAAGAACUAAGUCAAAGAAAGAACACAACAUUGGUGGAUCUACUUAUACAUCGGCUUUGCAGCCUGUAAAGCUGGUGUUUAGUAAACUUCUUCCAGCUACUGGAAAGGUUUAUUUCACAGCAGAGUAUCCUGGUCAUAUAUCAUCGUUAUGGUCUGAUAGCUACUUAAGGCACUUUUUGCUGGAUGCAAGGGUUCUUCUUGCUUUUGUAUCUUCGGCCAAUAUCGGCAACCCAUUUCCAUGCAAGUCUUCAUAUGAAAAGCUUAUGUGGGGAUGUUCUCAUGCUAAACCAAACACACUGAAGAUUGCUUUCCUAGGCAAUGAGAAGAAGACACUUAUCUUUCUAGGCUUUCAGUUUUGUGUCGUUAUAGUACUUGCUGGGUGUGUCUGGUUCUGUUGCACAUUUUGGAACAAACAAAAAUUGAAGAAGCAGGGCCUAGGAGGUUUCCUUGAAAAGAGACGCUCUCUCCACUUGAGAAAGAAGAUGUGUGAUAGGAUGAUAUCAGACUUGGAGAAGAAGAUGGAUGAGGAAGGUGUGGAGGAAGAACAAGUGAUGGACAAGUUAGGAGAAACCAUUGCUGAAAGGGAGACAAUAGAAGAGAAGUUAUCAACAACAUAUAGCUUGGGAAGAGACACAAGUGGGCGUAGUAAUAAGGUUGUUGACAAAGAUGAGAAGGGCUACACUUGGUCUCAAAGAAGGGACCAGUCCAUGUCCAUGUUUCAUACAGUGAGUGCGACUUCUUCUUCAUCAGAGAAGAAUGAACCAUUGGUUGAAGAAGAAGAAAGCCAAGAUGAAUGGAGAUCCUUUCCUCUUUGGUAUGAUGUUGGUGACAAGGGAUCAGCGGUGAAAGGCAAGGCACCUGUAAAGCUGCAGUAGCUCGUAGCUUCAGCAAAAAUAUGGACAUUUACGACCAGGAUAUUCAUCUUCAACCUCUACAAACGCAAGUUCUUGGUGUUCUGGUCUAUUAACUUCCUUCCUGAUUUUUUUUUAAUUUACUUGAAUCAAAUUGUGCCACACAUUUUCUGACAUCGUAUCCAAUUUGUAGCAUAUCUGAUGCCUUCCUUAUUGUCGUUUAGAGUUAUGUGAGAUUUACUGGAAACAUUGUGAUUAGACUGUCUUCAGUAUUCAACCACUGUCCUUUACAACAAUUAGAGAUGCUUAAAAUCUAUAGUUCACAAAUUUCUUGUUGGAAAAGUAAUCUGCAGAAGUGAUAGGCAGGAAACUAACCUGGAAAGGAUAAAAAAAAUACCACAGCUUUGUGUUUUUGCUCUUUCUCCUCUUUUUCUCACUGCAAGCACUCUCCAAGUUCUCUUCUCUGCCUCUGUGCAUCUUCAAUGCACUUCAGCUUUCUCUCUUUUUCUCUCCUUUCAUCUUCUUCUCUCUGCCGUUUUUGGCAGCUGCUUCAACUUCCCUUCUCUAUCUAUCCUCCUCUAGCUUCUUUAGUUUCUCCUCCUCCAUUUUGUGAUUCUUCUGCUCAAUCUUUGCCGUUUCUUGCUUAGCAGCUUCUUUCCUCAAUUUACGCUCAUUUGCCUUCAGUUCUUCAAACCGUUUUGCAGCGUUUAGAGCCUUCACUUUAAUGUCCUUGAACAAAUUAAGAGCCUUUUCUUGCAACAUUAUCCAGUACAUUCAAUGUGGAUUAUCCAUAAACUUAAGGUAGAUGGCCCUAAAUUAUCAUGCUUACAAAAAAAAAGUUCGAGCUCAGGUUCUAGCAUGAAACAUUGCCACAAAAACUAUUACCAAGGUUCUUAACUGACAGCCCCAUCAACAAUCCAAAUUGGGAGACAACUACAAUUUUCUUGCACAAUUUGCAGCUUUCACGCAGUGUGUGUCAGAGACCGAAGGUGCAGGAAGUGUACGAAUGUGAACCCCUUAUUUGAGGAGCCCCAAUAAGUGGUGGAUGAAUAUUUUGAAAAGGAAUCAAAGUUGGUUCGUGCUUUAAAGGGAAACGAACACCAUCCUGACAUGAGAGACUGAGGAACAUGACCAUUUUAACAUGGCAAGAAAAGGAGUCAAAGCAUUCGGGUUCAUGCUUGAAAAGGAGACGAACACUAUCCUGACAUGAGAGACUGUGGACCAUGACCAUUUUAACUUGGCAACCUUGUUCUAUAUACAUGAUCGUUGCUAGAAUUAAUAAAUUUCAGGUAUUUGAAAUGUUUUGUGUGCAUCUACUACUGUAUAUAUGUUCUAACAUGAUUUUGUUGAUAGACACUACUUGCUAGCUCCUUUUCUAGACCCUAUUUGAUAACCUCACAAUAUGGUGUUGUGGGACUUAUAUUAAUUUUGACAUAAAAGGCUCAGUGCCUUGUUUGAUUGUCUAAAACAAUAAGCUUCAAACUCUAGAUAAGGGCCCAAUUUCUGUAUCCCACAAAAUUCAAGUCCCUCUUGAAUGACUCCGAAAACUCCUAUCUUGUGGCAUAUUGUUUUUCUUUCAUUUAAUUGAACGGGAUCCAGUAUUGCCACUCCCUCUGUCUCCCUCAGAGAGGCUCU
Messenger RNA from Amborella trichopoda, 3668 nucleotides. NCBI's taxonomy places the organism in Eukaryota, Viridiplantae, Streptophyta, Magnoliopsida, Amborellales, Amborellaceae. The record is from RefSeq and is a predicted model, not a curated record.